AGGAGAGGAGGAGGAGCAGAGGUGGAGGAGGAGGAGGAGGAGGGCCGGCUGGCUUGGCCGCUUUGUGCGCCACACACAGAUGCAAAGUAAACGGACGUUGGAGCGUCAAACAAGGGGACCGUGCUGCUUCUCCUCCCCGCUUUGAGGAAGCUGAAUCGGCCGUGGAGGCUUCACCUCCGACUGUCGCUUGCUCGGAAAGUUGAGUGGAAUAUAAAACCCCGAAACUUCAGCCGUCGCUUUAGGAGCCGUGAAGAUAAAAAAAGAAAAGGGUGAUCCAACAGAUGAAACCAGAGCUGGAGGACCAGAAUGGCUGCACACAUUAAACACCUGGAAUUAUACUUUCUUUGACAAACAUCUUAUACAACUGCCAAAGAAUCCUGGAAGGAACUCUCCUGAACGCCUACAGAACCUAAUUGCAUUUCUUUCUGUGGAUUAUAAGUAAGACACUGCCAUCAUGCCUAUUCUCAAGCAGCUGGUGAAUAACUCUAACCAGUCGAAACGGAGGUCUCGGGCUGACCUGACCGCCGAGAUGAUCAGCGCUCCGUUGGGGGACUUUCGCCACACCAUGCACGUCGGCAGGGGUGGAGACGCCUUCGGGGACACUUCGUUUCUUAGCACCCGGUCAGGGGAACCUCCGAGGGAGCCGGAGACGAAGCAGGGCUCCCCGGGCCCCAAACCAGGGCUGCUGUCCCGCACCUUCAGAAGCAGCAAGCGCUCUCAAUCAGUUAACCGCGGGGAUAAGUACGAGUACAACAUGAUGGCACCUUCUGGUGGCUCAUCUAACUAUGUGAAAAAUGCCAUAUCCCUGCCUUACCUAAACGAUGAGGAUACUAACAGAGGACACCAAAUGCCGAAGAGCGUUUCCUCUAGCCCCAUGAAAAGGCUGACGGAGAUCGAGAGCAAGCCGGUGAACGGAGCGGCAGCGAUGGCGACUUUGGAUGUGGAAUUCGACGAGCGAAAUUUCGGCGAACUUACAGAUUUGCCUCCAUCCAUGCCGAAGGGAGGCGGAAUGAAGCACGCAGAGUCGAUGAUGUCCUUCCACAUUGACUUGGGGCCCUCCAUGCUCGGGGAUAUCUUGAGCGUGAUGGAAAAGAAAGGCUGGGAGGAGGACGACCUCGGUUACGAAGAAGGCAAGGGCAGCGAGGGCCGUGCGUCGCCCUCCCACAUCCCCCACAUAGAUGACGAGGACGCGGAGGAGCGGGCACCUGCAAGGCCACCUCGCAGCAUGUACCAGCAGAAGGCCAUGGUGGAUCCCUACACUCCGGAGCUACACACCAGAAACAACCACCACAACCUGGACAGCUGCUCUGUGUCCAGCUCCGGCUCAGCCGUUGAGGAGAAAGCCCAGUACCACAUCCACGACGCCGACACGGACAGUGCAAAGUACAGUUCACCACGCGGGGAGGAUGACAGAGAUUUCACCUUCAUGGAUGACGACGAUGAUGAGAUUCGAGUGUAGGCUAAACUGGUAUCACUACCACGACAGACUCGAGAGACACUAAUGGAGAAGACCAGGUGUUGGGAGGCUAUCACAAGCUGGGAAAAGCAAGGGAGGGAGUUAGAGGCAGGGCCACAUCUGCUUUAAGCUUCUUGUAGAUCAAUCUAAUCUCUGUACACUUUGUUCAACAUCAUAAAUAAAACCAAUUAAGCCUUAUUCACUGUGCUGUAGCAAGGAGAUGUGAGCUGAGUGCAAACAGACCGGCUCACAGUGUGGCACUCUCGGAAGGUUUGGGUUGUUAAUUGUUGCACCUUUUUUUUUUUUGCAACAUCAAACUCUGAACUCAUAAUCGGGGAAAUUUCAAAUACACGCUGCCAUGUUCUAUCCUCGUCCUUGUCAAAGGUGCACUAACAAAGAGCAGCGAGCCGUUGUUUUAGGACGAACACGAGGUUAGAGAACUGCACCGCAGCUGUCAAUCACAUGAAUAUCACAUUUGGACACGGAAACGCGAGGUCACGAACGCGGUGUGGAUGGGUACUACGGAUUCGGUAGAGGUGAAACUCGGAUAGCUUUGUAAUCCCUGUGUGUGCGCGGGAGUGAUCGCACAGCUUCAUAUGACAAUGUUUGGCAUAGACACUAAAUAGAUAAAGUAGUUGAUACUUUUUGUCCAAGUCUGACUUUAAGGGGUGAUUUCUGCUUUUUUUUUUUGUUCCUCCUUUGAUUUUAUGUACAUACAGUACCCGGAAAUUUGGUCUACUCCUGUAGAGCCUGUUGUUGUUUAUUGAGUUUGAUAGUUCAUCGCGUUAGCAUCAUUUUUGCUGCAAAAGGUCUUAAUUCUUUAAAUUCGCAGACAGCUGUGAUAUUUAUUCAUUCAUUUUCAGAAGGGAUGGAUCAUUCUUAAUGUGCACUUUUAGGUUGUUUUGAUUUUGGGUUUUUUUUUUCUUUUCUUUCCUUAUAUGUUUUUCUUCUUACAAAAACGUCUUCAUGGUACUACAGAGUGAGCCGGCUUCUUCCCGUAGAAGUUUGCCACAUGGCACUUAAUUAUUGGACACUCAGUUGUCUAAGUCACAUCACUCCUGCUGUCGCGGUAAGGCUGUAUUAGUUGAUUUGUGUACAUAAAAAUGUGAAUUGUUAAAAAAACGAGGCCUUUUUGUAUUUGUACCGCGUCCUGUGCUCUUUUUUUAUUUUAAACGACAGGACAGAAGUGGUGAUCGUGGCAAAUUACGUGUAUCUCUGCAUCGUCACAUCUCAGUCCACAUCAUUACCGAGGGUUUUUAGGAUUGGCAGGUCAGCGGAAAGACGUGUUUGAAAAGGGAGUUGCUGCAGUAGAGAAAAGCUUACAGGGAAAUUAAUAAUUAUGGCUCUAUCCGAAAACACACCUCCUCCCUCUGGACACGUGUUCGGGCUCGUCCCCGAGGGAAGAGAAAGGAUGUACAAACAUGUACACAGUGUUUAUUAGAGCGCAGCUAUGUAAUAGAUGGGCAUCAGGUAUGUCUCGGGGCUAAGAGUGACAGAUAUUUCCUUAACUGGCCUUGCAAGUGAUAAUAUUCACCUCUUCUGCACAACACAAAUCACACAGUAGGAACAGAUGAUUAAAUCAACCGAUCAUCUGGCCUUUCCCGCUAUACUCAUUAAAUGUGCUGGAUUAUUGGCCCUCAACCAGCUGGAACUGCUCCAGGAAUAGCAGGGUCAGGGACAGACAGGUGGGCCGCGUGUGUUUCGUUGGCUUUGCAAACGCGGACUCACUUGGUUAGGCUCCUCCAGGUUACUUCCCGUUAUAUAAAUAAGGCAGAAUAAGAAGGUGUACUUUCCUCUCUGGUAUCCAUGAUUAAUGCCUGACCUUUUUUUUUUUUUUUCUUCAUUCAGUGUUAGAAAACUAAUUGCCACGUUUGACAAAUGGGGCCCGCUUUGAAUUUCCUGUUGUGGCACCGAUGCAGGGGUGUGUACAUAGAAUCAGGAUGCUGUGCCAUUCCGCCUCGGGGUCAUUGUAAUGUUUCGGAAGCGCGUCUACAGGAACAGGUUUGCGAGAAGUUCAGAAAUUAAAUCGCCAAGUAUGUUUCUAACCAUAUUAUGGGGUAACGUUAGCAGGAUGUUGUUUUCUUUUCUACCUAUGUAUAGAUAUGCAGUAUGAUUCGAGUCGAGACAUCUUUCAUUAUUUUGUGACGUAAAUGGGCCAAACCUUUAAGAUGUCUUUUCAUUUCUAUCAAUCCGUUUUGUUUUUUUGUUUAAUGUACGGUUUGUGGGUUGUCGUGGGCGGCUGCAAUCCUUCAUGUCCACCAACAAGAAAUGGACAAAACACUCCUUAUCUGCCAUUGUUCUAAUCAAGUCAUGUAAAUAUCAUUUGUGCCAUCGCUGAUUGCAGUAAACGAGCUUUGUUAUCGGCGGUGUGACUCUUUUUGGUCAUAGCGUGAGAACCAGAAGAAUGUUAGUGGCUGUAACACUACAUAGAAAACAUGUGUAGCCAAAUUGUAUUUGCAAGUAAAAGAAAAAAAAAACCUUUCACCACUCUGACCCGGGCUGGUGGAAUUUGGACGAGAAUAAAUAGAGAAUUAUGGGAAAAGUAUACUAAAUUACUCUGAGAUACUUUCUUGUAAUUGUCUUAACUUUCUGGCAUUUGUCAUGUUUCUCUGUGGGUUGUAGGCCAGAAUAAACCAUAGAAAGGAAUUUGCAAAUACUUUCAGCCUAAGGUCUGCUUGAAAGUUUCUCUGUGCCCUGACAGAAGUGGUUUGGCGAGUGGCAAAAAAAAGAUAAGGGCUGCGAAAAACAACUGGCUCAAAGUUCAGCUGUAGAAUGUUUCUUUUUUUUUCAUAUUCAGUGGCUGUAGUCUUAUGCCAAGUAUGUACUGUUCUUCUUCUCCCUAUUCCUCAUUCUGGUUUUACAGUAUAUUAAUAUAUUUACCUUCCUCACUUUCCUUUCUUUGAAAUAACAGCUAUAUUUUUCAAUAAAAGAGAAAGCUGGUAAUCUUUAA
Larimichthys crocea (large yellow croaker) is the source of this 4406-nucleotide messenger RNA. RefSeq names its product CDC42 effector protein (Rho GTPase binding) 4b (gene cdc42ep4b). Bases 455 to 1459 code for a protein of 334 amino acids. The transcript is spliced from 2 exons. The record is from RefSeq and is a predicted model, not a curated record. Gene Ontology annotation, cellular component: cytoplasm; cytoskeleton; plasma membrane. Lineage: Eukaryota; Metazoa; Chordata; Actinopteri; Sciaenidae. Gene Ontology annotation, biological process: Rho protein signal transduction; positive regulation of actin filament polymerization; regulation of cell shape. Gene Ontology annotation, molecular function: small GTPase binding.